AUGGAUCCGUCCACGAUAUCCCCGGAACUCCCAGAUCGUGCUGCCUCCGCUGAAGCCAGUUCAACCCGGCCGAAUCCCUUUGAUGACGGUGAUAUCUCGUCUCGCAAGCGCCGGCGCACGUCUCUCUCUGGAUCACCUACAAACUCCCUCGAUACCGUGAACCCGCUCCACGAUUCCUCGAGCUCGACCACUCUCGACACCGAUCCUGUCGUCCCCAGCCGUGACUCGGCUACAGAAGCCCGGCCAGAGCCUGUCGCGCCAAAGACCCCCGAGCCUGGCACCUCGAUGCGCGAGCCACCCACCGAGCCUCCGUCCAGCAUGGUUACUAUUAACCUUAGGAACGCGCCCCAGAGUGACUCGUCGUCUUCCGAGCCCCCAUCUCCUUCACCUGCCGCUCAGGCCCCUGCGACCGAUGCCGUCACCGAUGUUGCGACCGACGACGUCAAGGCCAGUGUGGAAGACUCCGAGGUCGACAUGGUGCCAGUUCCACCCCAGAGUACCGAGACCUCCAAGUCAGCUUCUUCACAUUCAACAAGCCCGCCUAUCGAGAUUAUCACGGUGCCGUCAGAUGAUGACAUGGCUUCCGAUCAUAUGAGUGUUGGAGUCUCCAUUAUUGGAGACGACCCCAUCCUAAUCGAUCCUAUCCAUGACUUUCCCUUUCACGAUCCCGAAGAAACAACCGAAUCGACAGUGGAACGACUGGCAAACUACCUUUCAACUCAAUCUCCAAUUGAUGAAGGCGUUGUCGACAAGGUGCAGCAAUGGCUGGAACGGUAUCUCAGAUACAUCAGAGACGUCGACCAGCAAUCUGCCAUCGACUCAUGCCGACAAAAUCCGGGGUUUUGGGUUACGUUCCCCGAAAUCUUUCACGCAAUGGCAUGUCGCAAGCCAUCAAUGUUGAAAGCACAUGGAUUGCGCGGCGUUACUCUGGCUUUUUUCGCUGGAUUCGCCAAGCUGACGGCCUGGUUCAUCGAAUUCGACAUUCGUGCUCUCCAAGAGUUUUCGGCUACACAGACGGAUCAAAAACAGCGUCCACCCACUCUAUUGUCUCCUCUUUACCUGGACCGGUUACAUAUGAUGACUGGGGCGCCUUUCUACGACGAGCAAACUGGUAACGCCGAUCUUUCAUCCCCCAGUCUGGAAGAUGUGUCAUACGUGAUCAAGGAGUUUCAGGAAAGCCAAGGUGGAAGCCUCAGUUGCCUGCUCCAGCUGGUUAGAUGUCUGGUCGAUCAUAUCUCCAACUUCCCUCGAUGGACUGAUGAGCUAUCCUCGAUAUGCCUGGUUGCAGCAGAUAUCAUGACAGAUGCAAGCUUCGCCUUGGGCAACCCAGGACUCCCACCCAUGGCUAAACAACGGCUAGAAGUUGGUCACGCUCUCUACGACCUGGUCUCAGAUACCCUCGUAAGGAUGGUUGAAAAGCAGCCGACGCAGUUGAAUGCCGAUAAAGUCUCAAUUAGCGUUCGGGCUCUCACAAACAUGAUCAAAGCGAGCCUUCAGGGCGAACAUGAAGCUGCAACCCAGCUGCUAAUCGAGCAUCGACAGGCGCACCCUCAGCUCCCUGUUAACUACACUACUGAGGCAAUCGCUUGGGAGCGACGCCUUGGGCUCUUGAACAAGCUCAUAAGGUCAAGUCAGAUGCAACUCCGUGUUGUGGGUGUCACCCAGAUGUGUGGUGACUUGGUCUCCUGCUGGAGACGCCACUGUGACAGCGGAGACGAUGGCAGUAUACUCCACCUCAACCAUCUCGCGGAAUACCUGCUCCAGACCGGACUCAUAGAGUACAUCCUCGGCUCUAACUGUCAUCCAGAGAUCACUCUUGAGGGUGCCAACAUUGUGGGCUUCUUGGUAGUGACCAAGAUGUACCGGGAGGAGCACAUCAACAUGAUAUGGCAAGGCAUCACGUCCGGUCAGGAUCCUCGCACCGCAGAUGCUCUCACUCGCAUGGUGACAAAUAUCACAAACCUUUUUGACUACGCCGGUCUCUUGUUUUUCUGCGACAAAUUUCAGGCCCUUCCCAUGGAUGGCUUCACCCCCUCCAUUCGAAUGCUUUGGGAGACCGUUAUUAGGCACAUGGUUACGAGAUCACAAGUCGAUCGACCGGGACUGAGCUUCCAUCCCUACAACUUGUGCUUACGACUGCUCAGAGAGUCGUCAAUUUGCACAUCCGGAUCACAAGUCGCAUAUCCCGACAUGCAGCACGCAGCGAUGCAGAAGUUUAAGGAGCUCCUGGCAUAUGGGCCAGAUCCCGAGGGACGCCAGCAGCUGUACCAGAGCUGCAUCCAGGACAUAGCAGACCAGUCAGCAACUACAUUGGGCAGCCUCUGGUGCUUGUCAAUGGCAAUUCGCUCCGCGGUUGUGACGGAACUUCGUGUCUUGACGGAGAAGCACGACCUGACGAGACUUAUCGUUACUGAGCUAGAGCACGCAAUCAAGGUCGGACGAGCUGCUGGCGUUCAGACAGUUCUCUGGGGCGCGAUCAACCAACCCCGCAGGGACUUCAUCACCAACAUCAUCCAGGUUGAACCCCAAACAAUCACCAAGGAGUUGGGGAUAAAGCUCUGGGACAUGCUGGUCGGCCCAUGGUCACUAUCGCUUGAGGAUAGGAGAGCAGGAUGGGGUAUCUUGAACAAUCUUAACCGGAAGCUCAACCUCGCCAACCCCUUUCUCCAAACGUGCUUGUCUCAAUAUCUCCCAACUCUCCCUUCCGAAUACUUCUGCGACGGCAUGCUGGACGGUAUUGAGCAACUGUGGCGCUUGAUCCUCGAGACUGAGGAUGGACCUCUCGUUGACCGAUCAGUACGGACGCUUGCAAUCGAUAUCUAUGUCGAAAGCCGGCAUAUGGCCGCCAGCCCGCUUCAGCGAACACGAUUGAUUCACAUGGCUCUAGUCAACCGAUGCCUGCAGCAGCUAAAGGAUGCCGCGCGGAAAAUCAAGAGCUCCAACGAUGGAGCUACGAGCGGCGAGGAUGAGGCCAUGUCGACUGCUACAACGGAUGAGCAAAUCCAGCAGCAGGAGAGGAUCUUCAUUCGAUCCUUGAGACUAUUACGGCACAUACUGGAGGCCCAUCAGUCAAAACCUCUUCUGUCGGCCCCUGACCUGAGAACACUGAUCCCCCAAACCCCCUAUGAGGUGCAAGGAGACUCGGCCGAGCUCAAAUACCAGUCUUUUGAUGGGGAUGAACAGACUGAUAUCAAGCCACUCGCAAUUGGGAAGCUCAACACCGCUGCGUCUUUACUUGCCAGCCUGAGACAAGAGACAGGCUUUGAGAACUAUCGAGUUUACUACAGAGGACGACCUUUUCUUCCCAACGAGCACGAAAUCUGCAAGUCUUUGGAGGAUCUGCGUGUUCAGGAGGGGCUCAUGCUAGUCAAACGUGAGGAAGCAGGCCCGGCCCCUUCUGGUCGAGUGAAGCCAGGUGCCUCUCCCCUGGAGGUAGAAAUCUCGGCGCACUUUGACGAGAUGUUUGAGUAUCUCAGCAUGGAGGAGUCACUCGCACAAGAGAUUUACCACUUUCUCGUGAAACUCCCCACAGAUGGUCAUCUCUUGAAGUCAAUUGACAGCAGCACAACCUCGUAUCAGCAAAUCUUUCCUCCGGGACAGCCGUACAAGUCACUCUACGCUGUGCACACGCUUCUAGAGUAUAUUGAAGCUGCUUUUCACGGGCGCAUUGACAAUGAAGAUCCCAAGGAUGACCCAACUGACCCUGGUCAAUCCUCCGCGUAUACCAAAGCUCUGAAGACGGGCCUCUUCUUUGCCACUCAGGCAAUCUCGGACAAAGAUGUCUUUGAUCAAACUUCUGUGGGCCUGCGUCUGAAACUCACUGCCAACUUGAUACACGCAUUCCGACGGCUACUGGAUAAUAUGCUACGGUCCACUGGAACGCUUACUGGCUCUAGCCUAGUCACAGAGAUCUACACCCCAGGACGACCAGUCAGUACGGACAUCGUUAUCGUGCCUGAACCAGCUCGGCUCGUUGAAAUCUUGACAUGCGCCAUAGAUUCCCCCGGCGAUGCUUCUCCAGUGAUUGCCGGAACACUUGCCCUCACACUCCGCCUGAGCAUUAUCAAUGCUGCAUUCUGGGCAAAACUCAACACAAGCCCCGAUUUUGUGGCUUUACUACACCGUGCUUUGCUUACUGAUCCAAGACCUGAGGUCAGAUCGCUUGUUGUGAAGCUCAUUGAGGAGCUUGUCUCGAUGACAGGCCACACACAGCCGUUGGACAGGUCAAACGAGUCAUCCUCAAAUAAUCCGGACGACAUCUUUGUGGCCCUGGUCUCAUACUUUUGGGGUGUUGUCAGCGACCUUGUGCUGCAGAUAGCCGGGUAUCCGGACCAGUGUGAAGACUUCUUUAGGCUGACGUAUGUCUUGCUGAUGCGAUUGAAGGCUCGAUCGCCAGGCGUGUUGGAUCUCCCAAGGCUUGCCUCUCAAGUCAGCCAGCUCUUGCUCGCCCAUACAUCAACUGAAGCCAUUGGGUCUUCAGCUGGAGAGGACUCGUUUGCGAAAGGCCUUGCAACAGUUUUGCAUAUUUGCCUGCAACUUGAUCCCUCGGUUGCCCAGUCCCCGCAAUUGCCAGCGGAUUUGCCUUUGUCACUAUUCUGGAAGCAGUUGUACCCCCCCAAGCGCAGUUUGAGCGAGCAGCCCAUCCCUAGGGUGGUUCUCCACAGUGAAACGAGAGCGAAGCUUUGUGAAAUUCUUUUCCAUCUCGUGAAGCAUGAUCCAGAAAAGACCAAGGGCCUGUUGGAAUCGCUCGAGAGUCUCGUGCCCUUCUACGACGAUGACGAUGACGGCAUGUCUUGCGCUAUAUCAACCUCGCACCUGCUGACAUCUAAACCAGAUGAGCCAUAUCUCUACGAGCUCCCAUAUCAAUUUGAGCGCCUGCGGGCACUGCGGGCACCAUGUGGUUACGCUGGCCUGCUGAACUUGUCGAACACAUGCUACCUCAAUUCGAUCCUGGCGCAACUUUUCAUGAACACGGGAUUCCGACAAUUCAUCCUGAACUCGAAACUUCAUGAUCCCGCCAACGACCAAGAACUCAUGUUCUACACCCAAAAGCUGUUUGGCUUCAUGCAGGAAAGCUACCGUCGCUUUGUUGACCCCACCAAUCUUGUCAGUUCAAUCAAGACCUACGAUGACACCCUCAUCGACAUUCACAGUCAAAUGGACGUGGAUGAGUUCUACAACCUGCUUUUCGACCGCUGGGAGGGACAGUUUCACAGCCACGAAGAGAAGAGGAAACUCAAGUCUUUUUACGGUGGUCAACUCGUGCAGCAAGUCAAGUCAAAAGAGUGUGAGCACAUCUCUGAACGACUCGAGCCAUUCUCUGCAAUUCAAUGUGACAUCAAGGGCAAGAACACGCUGGAAGACAGCCUUCAGGCUUACGUGGAUGGCGAGAUCAUGGAAGGGGACAACAAGUACAAGUGUUCAACGUGCGACAAACACGUUGAUGCUGUCAAGAGGGCGUGUCUGAAGGACAUUCCAGACAAUGUCAUCUUUCACCUCAAGCGGUUUGACUUUAAUCUCCGUACUCUCCAGCGAAGCAAGAUCAACGAUUACUUCUCAUUCCCAGCAAAGGUCAACUUGCGACCCUACACUAUCGAGCACCUGAGCAACCCGGAAAAUGACACUGAGGAGGACAUCUUCGAACUGGUCGGUGUCCUCGUUCACUCGGGCACGGCUGAAUCAGGCCACUACUACUCGUACAUCCGUGAGCGCCCUUCCGCCUCAGGUCGCCAGACUUGGGUUGAGUUCAAUGACGACAUGGUAACGGCAUGGGAUCCCUCGCACAUGGAGAGUUCCACGUUCGGUGGCCCUGAUCAUCGCCCAUACGACACAAACGGUAUCAUCUACGACAAGACAUACAGCGCAUACAUGCUGUUUUACCAACGCGCCUCUUCUCUAAGAGCUGAGCAGGAGAGGAUGAUGAGCCUAGGCAUUCCAGGGCCUCUGCGAGUCAAUGUGGCUGACGAUCUCAAAGAUCACAUCAUGAGCGAAAACACAGUGAUCCUUCGCCGUCACUGUAUAUAUGAUCCCAGCAACCUCAGACUCGUUCAGAUGCUAUUCCAGCAGACGAGACAGUUUUGCGGAAGCUGUCGUGAAGUUGACACGAGCCAGAACAUUGGCGAGUUCCUGAUUGAUCGCGCUCAAGAGCAUGGGCUUCAGGAUCUAGCCAUGCAUACAUUGCUGAGCCACCUGGACCAGGUCGUCACAAGGGCAAAGGACAUGCCGGAUUUCCUCAGCUUCUCCAAGUUGAUCAGCGAUGCUAUCACUUCAUGCCACCAUUGUGCGUUUGCUUUCUACAGCUACUUUGACCAACGACAUGAUGCACUGCGCGCCCUCCUUCAGCGGAACCCAGAAAUGGCGGUGCGCAACUUUAUGAGCAAGAUGUUCACUGUCGCUAUACACAAGAUCGCCAAAGGCCUACCUCAUGUCUACGAUCCGCCGGUCCCAAAUAGUCCGAUCUCAGACCCCGAUGGAGACGAAAACAUUACCGAGGGCGCUGUUGCUCAUCGUUCGGUCAUUGAUGGCGUGAUGCUCCUGUUCAAUCACCUAUGGAACUUCUUCCAUAUGAACCUCAGAUCGUGGGAUGACUGCUUUGGGGCUAUUCUGGGCUUUGCAAAGCUGGGAAGUCGCGAAGUCGGAUAUGUUCUCGCUGCUAAUUACCUGGCGAGGCUUCUGCGUAUUAUCUCGGCAGAUCCAGCACAAGCCCUUACCGGAAGCUAUCAAAGGAUGCUGCAGGCUGUUCUCAAACGCAUCAACAACGCCAGACCACCUUCUUACCUAUCGGUGAUCACGCUAGUCGAUUAUCUUCUGCAGCAGCUGGAGCCGGAGCUGGGAGCAGAUGUGAUUGUUGAAGACGCAGCCGACCGACUGGAGCGGAUGGAACGACCCUUCAGCUGGACGUCGGAAGAGGUUCAACUCGUGCACAUCAGUCUGGACGAUACUCACGGCAGCCAUUUCGUGGAGAAGCUACUGGGGAUCGACCAAGCGACCCGUCCAACCGACGACAUUAUCCGAUUCCUGACCGGAAUCGGCUCAACGAUGGACGGCAAGAUACUAGCCACGUUGAAGCGAUGCAUCCGGGGUGAGACGUCAACUCAAGCCAUGGACCCAUUCCUGCGGGCGGCCGGCGCCUACAUUGAGAGUACCGAGCAACUCGACUUUGCCACAAAGAUGAUUCAGCAUGUGUACACGCAAGCCAAAAGCCUGCAAAACACAGAGGGUGUGUACUUUGUUCGCUUCUUUGACACAGCACUGUCACUCGAGCGGUCAGAAGGGGAGUUUGCGAGGACCAUCAGGAGUCUCAGUCUCCGUCUGGUGCCAAACUGGACACCUCAUCUCCUAGCAUAUCAGGAAAGCACCGUGCGAGCAGCCACAGAGAACUUCCUGGAUCGCGAGCUGUUCCAGGCCUUGCAAAGCGAGUCGAUCACUGAUCGAGACCCUGAGGAUCGGGAGGAGAUCAAGCUGACGGUCAGACAAUUGGGCCUCACGUGUUUGGGGCAUCUCGAGGAGCAUCACGUCCGAAGGAGAGCACACUUGGGGCGAGACAUUGCGGGCUCGUUCUCGCGCGUGAUUGAGUCAUGCGCCAAGUCUAUCGAAGGUGAUCCCGAGAAACAAGACGAUGUCGACACAGAGUUUAUGGGCUUGCAGCGCGAGGUGUUGGAUCCCCUCCGCAGGCUGAUCGUGGAUGACAUGGAGGAAGACGGGUCCGACUGGGAAGGAUCCUGUGGAUCAUCAGACCAGAUUGACGACCUGGUGGAGAUGAACAUUACAGGACUGAACGAGAUGAACGACGUGGAACUGGCUUGAUGACAGACCAUACAUGCAUGAAUGAAUGAGCUCGCUGGGUCUAGAGAGAGACGGAGCGAGAUAGGCGUCAGGGCAAAGGAGGCAGGCAUUUGUGUCUUUUGUUGAUUUCGAUUCUCUGGUUUACCAUCUACACUCGCUAGUCAACGCAAAGGGUGAGUAGAGGCCAAGGCAUCAUCUAUCGUGACAGCCAGGGCCGGCCGGAAACGGAUGGUUGUCGAACACAGUUGAUGUUGAGCAAAAAUGCAUAGCAAGGGAGUGACGGCGCAAGGGCUAGAGGAUAAUGAACAGGAAUACGGCGGUACCAGACCGCGAGACGAGAGAAUCAGGGGUCGGUGAAGAUGAAGAAAGGUAUUGUUUUCGAGACCAAGAUCAAGACCAGCGUUCUUGUAUCCAUCCCCUCUCUGCCUUGGCUUUUUGGGCAUGAGGACAGAAAUGAUGAAUGAUUAUACGAAGCAAAGU
This is a messenger RNA of Fusarium vanettenii 77-13-4, 8265 nucleotides long. RefSeq lists its product as uncharacterized. The coding region runs from base 1 to 7806 and encodes 2601 amino acids. Gene Ontology annotation, cellular component: cytosol; nucleus. The record is from RefSeq and is a predicted model, not a curated record. Gene Ontology annotation, molecular function: cysteine-type deubiquitinase activity; cysteine-type endopeptidase activity. Gene Ontology annotation, biological process: protein deubiquitination. Lineage: Eukaryota; Fungi; Ascomycota; Sordariomycetes; Hypocreales; Nectriaceae. The transcript is spliced from 10 exons.